AUGCCCUACCUGUGGGCUUUUGAGUCCCAUAAGAUUUACUGUGCACCCAAACCCCAGGCGCCGGAACCGACCAGCGCGACAGAUGCCCUUCAAACCCCGCCGCAUGGUACCAGCGAGCCGGAAGCCAACGAGAGCUCGAACGCACAAGCAAAACGAAAUGCAUACAACGUGGAAGCAUUAGCGUCCUCCCCACAAAUCAAAGACCUGCUUGCUCAGAAUCCUCAGCUUUGUGAUUGCCUACGCGAUAUCUACAAGAUUACUCUGGAAGAGGAGUGGAUAGAACAGGGACCUGCUGGGCGAUCACGACCUUACCAUCGCGGACGAGGAGGAGGUUACCGCAACCGAGGCUCUUGGACCCGGGAGAAGGGUUUCAACCGAGGUUUGGGCAAGGUUAGAAAGUUGAGAGAGAGAUGCGAAGAAGGAUUGGAGACCGGAAAGCAUGCUGAGGGGUUUAUGAAGUUUAUGGCUUUGAUUAACAGCGAAAACCAGCACCAGCCACCCGCAUGA
Messenger RNA from Aspergillus thermomutatus, 507 nucleotides. RefSeq lists its product as uncharacterized. NCBI's taxonomy places the organism in Eukaryota, Fungi, Ascomycota, Eurotiomycetes, Eurotiales, Aspergillaceae. Bases 1 to 507 code for a protein of 168 amino acids. The transcript is spliced from 2 exons. The record is from RefSeq and is a predicted model, not a curated record.